Megalopta genalis is the source of this 1626-nucleotide messenger RNA. The record is from RefSeq and is a predicted model, not a curated record. NCBI's taxonomy places the organism in Eukaryota, Metazoa, Arthropoda, Insecta, Hymenoptera, Halictidae.
AAGAAUAGAACAGUGAAAAUCAACGCUACCGAAACAAAUUCAUGAAACCAAAAAGACUAAAAUUUCUUUGUCCGUUUAUCGUACUUCUGAAUAUUAAUUUAAUAAUUUAUUAAACCAUAGCCAUCUGAAGCACGACACACAAUGUGUAGAUUACGUAUGUUUUCAAAUAUCAAAUCACAGAACUUCUACACUGGAUAGAUCGUUGUGAAGUUCUACAACUGGUCUAGAACAUUUCAAGAUGGCAAGUGAAACCCGCCAUUUUCAAACCAUUAAAGGCUAGAAACUUGACAUAAAAAUGCGAUGUAUGUAUCUAAAAAUUGCUCUGAUUGUUUCAUUUGACAUCAUUAUAUACAAUUAUAAAUAUCUAAAAUAUUAAAAAAGGAAAUAAUGACAAUGGUUAAAGUACUGUAUAAACUUUAUAUGUAAUAUGUAGUACUACGAAAAAAUAUUGUAUAUACAACAACUUUUCUCAUUUUGAUUACAAAUCCGAUAUUUUAAUAUUGAUUUGUUCAUGGGAACCAUAUUAUGUAUCUAGCAUGAAAUCAUUCUAAAAGCAGGAGGUAAAAUUGCGCUGUAGUAAUGGUAACAUGGAUGAAUCGUAUAUGAGGACCAGCUGCAAGUUUUAUGUACCCGGUCCUUUACCUGUUCUGUAAUGUUCUAUGAAGUUGUACAUAACACUUAUUAAGAACCAAAAUUCGACAUAUACUGAAUUUGCAUAGUCAAGAAACAAAUUUGUUUACAAUGCAACGAACCUUAUUGCAAUUAGGUACGUUGAAUGCUACUAUUGCUUUAACAAUAUUACCACAUAAUUAUUACUUAGACAAAUAUAGGGGACUCAGAGCUAAAUAUCGCAUGAAUCAAGAAGAAGAACCAGUUAAGGAAAAAUGUCAAAAGAGAUUUGAACAGGUCAUGGAUGAUAUGAAAUUAUCAGAUGAUCGUAGAGAUCGCCUAAGUUUAUUCCACGUUUAUGGUUAUGAUAUAUUUUCUGCUGGAUACUACUCUACUAUAUUUGGUAGAGGUGUAAUUGGAAUUCCAAUGAAUUAUGAAUAUGAAAGUAUAAAGGACGUAGACAAACAGAUGCUAUUUAUACAAGAUAAACCUCUUGAUUGGAACAAAAAAGAAUCACAUGUUUUCUUAGAAUCAAUAAUACUUUCAGAAAAUGCUCAAAAAUAUGCAAUGGCUCGAGAAAUGAUGAAAAUACUAACCAGAGAUAUACGUUAUGAAACAAUGACGCAUGCCGGGAUUGGCGCACUUGCAAUUUUAUUGUUUGAAUCAAUGCUUUACUUUGUCAAGGUGUUUCGGGAAAGACGUGCAUAUCAGGUUUUAAUGGCACUUUUUACAUAUAGUGGAGCAUUUUUUACUUGGACAAUAAUAAAAAUUGAAAACAAUUGUAAUAGAGAUAUUAAAAUUGAUGAAUAUUUGCUUUCACUUGGUUCAAAUUAUGUUAAAGGUGCUAAUGAAUUUUAUAAUAAAUUAUAUGAGAGAAAUAAAGCUGUAAAAUUGAUUCGGGGAGAUAAUAGCAAAUCAUCUACAUAUAUGCAUGAAUACCUUUUAAGAUGGAAUAGAGGCCUAUCAAUACCUGAAAGACAAAGUUUUUUUAAUUCAAGAUUACAAAACAUUCAACAA